AUGCAACCGGGCCGCGUUGAGGUGCUAACUCCACAGGGCAAGUCGGGCAUUCGAGUCCGCUGGCAACGAAUUGGGUCUGUUGACAACAGGACAACAGACAGGCCUGAUAAAACAAGGCCAAUAGAAGAGUCGAAUGUAACGACAGACUUUGACGAGGUCCAGAACAGAACUUUCGGAAGACUUCCUGAGGGCAUGAGUCAGGACAAGACGGAUCUGAUCAUUUGGGGCGCUGCUGAAGAGCAUUCCGGCGUGUAUGAGGCUCUCGUCUAUUCGGAUGAGGAUUACAGCGAAGAAGCCGGUGCCCCAACCACAGAACCAGUGGCGCGUUUACGCAUCAAAAUCCGGGUCAGUCCAAUGUCCGAGGGUGGCGCAAUGUGGCUGGAGCCGAGUAGGGCCGAAGAGCUGCCGGACUCUCGCGAUGACGAGAGUGUGGAUAAGAAGGGAGAGAAACCGGACACAGAAGUGACACCAGACGUCACAGACUCGCCAGACAAGACGAAGCCAAUGGCUUGGGACUUUGUCGUGACUGGAUUCACUCCAGAUGCAAAGUAUUGCCAAAAUCCCACCUGGACCCUGGUCGACUACCGGCUCAAUAGAACCAAGGAUAUAACGGAUAAGGGUGAGUUGAUUGAUAUUUCGCCUUCUACCAUCGGCACAGUAUUCUAG
Protopolystoma xenopodis is the source of this 666-nucleotide messenger RNA. The record is from the annotation of a GenBank genome assembly. NCBI's taxonomy places the organism in Eukaryota, Metazoa, Platyhelminthes, Monogenea, Polystomatidea, Polystomatidae.